CUCCUGCGUUGACGCGGCCGCUGGGACCGGAACAGCGCUUGCUCUCAAUCCUCGUUCACCGCCCCACGCCCCAGUUCCAGCCACGUGGUGGGCGGGCAGGGGCGGUUCUGACCCCGCGACCUCGCAGCACCUUGAAUCCCGGCCACACUCCGGGGUGGGUGCUGAGAAGCAAACAGAGGCUCAAGACCAGGACAGAGCGAAGUGGGGGAUCCCGGAGAAAGCUCUCCACACGCAGUGCCAUGGACAGCAAGAGUCCUGAGGGCGAGCACCCUUCGGUGACGCUCUUUCGCCAGUACCUGCGUAUCCCCACUGUCCAGCCUGAGCCUGACUAUGGGGCUGCUGUGGCCUUCCUUGAGGAGAGAGCCCAUCAGCUGGGCCUGGACUGUCAGAAAGUGGAGGUGGCACCUGGCCAUGUGGUGACUGUGCUGACCUGGCCAGGCACCAACCCUAUGCUCCCCUCCCUCUUGCUCAACUCCCACAUGGAUGUGGUGCCUGUCUUCCAGGAGUACUGGACUCAUGAUCCCUUUGAGGCCUUUAAGGACGCUGAGGGCUACAUCUACGCCAGGGGUGCCCAGGACAUGAAGUGUGUCAGCAUCCAGUACCUGGAGGCUGUGAGGAGGCUGAAGGCCGAAGGCCACCGUUUCCCCAGAACUAUCCAUAUGACCUUUGUGCCAGAUGAGGAGGUCGGGGGCCACCGAGGGAUGGAGCUGUUUGUGCAGCGGCCCGAGUUCCGGGCCCUGAAGGCUGGCUUCGCCUUGGAUGAGGGCCUGGCCAACCCCACUGACGCCUUCACUGUCUUUUACAGUGAGCGGAGCCCUUGGUGGGUGCAGAUCACAUGCACCGGGAAGCCUGGCCAUGGCUCGCGCUUCAUCGAGGACACAGCAGCAGAGAAGCUGCACAAGGUUGUGAGCUCCAUCUUGGCCUUCCGAGAGAAGGAGAAGCAGAGGCUGCAGUCAAAUCCCCACCUGAAGCUGGGCGCCGUGACCUCUGUGAAUCUGACUAAGCUAGAGGGUGGCGUGGCCUAUAACGUGGUCCCUGCUACCAUGAGCGCCAGCUUUGACUUCCGCUUGGCACCUGAUGUGGACUUGAAGGCUUUCGAGGAGCAGCUGCAGGGCUGGUGCCAGGCAGCUGGCGAGGGGAUCACCUUUGAGUUUGCUCAGAAGUGGAUGGAGCCCAGAAUCACAGGUACUGACAACUCGGACCCGUGGUGGGCGGCAUUUAGUGGAGUCUGCAAGGACAUGAACCUCACUUUGGAGCCUGAGAUCUUCUCUGCCGCCACCGACAGCCGCUAUCUCCGUGCGGUGGGGGUCCCAGCCCUGGGCUUCUCGCCCAUGAACCGCACACCCGUGCUACUGCACGACCACGAUGAACGGCUGCAUGAGGCCGUGUUCCUCCGUGGGAUUGACAUAUACACCCGCCUGCUGCCUGCCCUGGCCAGCGUGCCUGCCCUGCCCCACAACAGCUGAGCCCCAUGCUCCCCACGUCUACCCAGACCAGUGCCAAGGACCCAACAAUAAAGUCAGAGUGGAGACAGGGGCGGCCUCUAGACUAUUAACAGUGAGGACAUUGGCUUCUCUGGGGAGAUGGUGUGUUCCACUCAUUUCACAGCUCUGUGCCCCACAACCAGCACUCCCAUCUGCUACCACUCAGUCACCACUCAGGUGUGUCUGCCCAGCCACAAGCGCCCACAUUCCUAUUCUCAGUGGCCAUCAUGCUCACAUCUGGCCUGCGAGGAGCACCAAGACGAGGGCCUCAGGGAGCCAGCCCUGGCUUUCAGGGGCACAUUCGACAUCCUGAGACAAAAGGACCAGAACCAGAUGUUGGGCAGGCAGAAUGACAGCUAGCAAGGCAUGACAAUUGGCACUUGUCAAACCCACAGACAGGAAGGUGUGGCCCCUGCUUUGGUGUUGGGAGCAGGGAGUUAGAGAGAGGCAGGGACCCUGGUAGGCUGGGUCAGUUUAUCAGGGUCCCUAGCACCCUAUCCAGGGCAUGGGGCAGUGUGUGCAGAAAGGCCCAGGAGUUGAGCUUCAGUCGGCUGGCCUUACGAGGUCCCCAGGCAGCUGUGGCCCAGGAGCUGAGCCUGUUCCUCCAGCUGGUCUGGUCUAAUCUGGUCCUGACCUCCGUGAGCACGGGGCAGGGUGGGCCAGCAGGGCUGUUUUGAAGUUCCUUGGUCAGAGGGGAAGUCCUGGGCUUGGAUCUGUGAACUGCAGGCUUAGUACUAAUAGGACUAAUAGUAAUUCUUAUCCCUGGCUCAUGGACUUCUAACAAGGAGCCUUCCCUUUCAGGGGCUCCAUCUUUACUGAACCCUGACACCAGCCUCCCAUGUAACACAGGUGCCAUCACAAGCCCCAUUUUACAGACAGAGCAGCUGAAGCUCAGAACAGUAACUUGCCCAAGGUUACACAGCUUGGAGGUGGUGAUUUGAGACUCAAGCUUUUGAUCCUGGGGACUUUGGUUCCUUCCUUUGCACAGGGCAAGCUCCAUGUGGAAGCUGGAGGAAACUGAGGGUCAAGAUAUUAGGAAAACUUAGUUGAAGCCUCUGACCUUGGGAUUGGGGUCUGGCCACACAGGAGCUCCAUGAAGGGACCGCUUCUCCCUCAGGGCGGAAUGACUAAGCAAGCUCCCUGUCCAAGGUGCCAGCUCUGGAAACCCUUCUCCCUCCGGCUACUGAAAACAGUGGGCCAGGGUACAAAGUUGGCUCUUUCAAGACUCAACCUUCCAUCUGACACCCCCUGGGGAAGGGCAGUUGACCACCCACAGUGGGUACCAGUCUCAGUCAAGAGCUAGCAGGACUGCAGCCCCAGCCUUGGUUGGGCAAAUUACUUAAGCUUCCUGGGGCCCUACUUUGACUGCCUGGGUUGAAAUGAACAGGUUUCCCCGCCUGUAAAACAAAGGUAAGAUAAAUCGCUACUUCAGCCCUAAGGGGACCAUAUACCAGGGACUGCCUGUCAUCCUGGCACCCAAGUUUGGAUUAUACAUCACAUGACCACCAUACUCAAAGGCUGCCUAUGAGGAUUAACUGUGCCUAGGGACAGUGCUCCACCAGAUGCCUUCUACAGGAAGGCACCACAAAUACCUGUUACUCCAAGACCCUACAGUUGAAGCAGCUGGUCAGGAGGCACAGCAUGUGACCUGUACAGUAUCUCAUGAGGGCACCAUGAGGGUGUCUCCUAGGCUUUGGCCCAUUCAUGCCAGAAAGGCAGUGCCAUCACUUUAGGGGCCCAGAGAGUGGACCCUUGCCAGGUGCACCAGAAACAGCCUAAGCCUAGAACCUGUCAGGCUAAAGUACAGAAAUCUCGAGUAGGGCCCUUCCACCUCCUCUGGGCACGCUUCAAGACUUAACAAGGGCAUCUGGGAUUUCUUCCUGUUUUCAGCAGUCUGCCCAGUCCAACCAGCAGGCUCCAUUUCUCACUGAUUAGGUUCCUCCUCUUGCACUCCAGGGCCAUGAGUCUCACCCAGCCACAUCCAACCACACAUUCAGAGAAGGCUAAACUCUUCUCAUACAAAUGGAGGCACUACUCCUCAUCCCCAGCACCACAGACACAAGCAGACUGACAACAGCUCCUGCCUCAAGGUUUAUUUGUACAAACUGCACAGGAGGACACCAGCCCCAUGCAGAUGGCAGCCCAGGGGUCACACCACUCCUUCUGUCCUCAAACGGAGAACUCUACUCUGAAGCCUUUGUGGGGGCCUGGGCACCUUUGGGAGCCUGAGCUGGAGCCGGAUCUUGAAUGGAGGCCUGGGCUGGAGCUUCGGCCUUACUUUGAGCCUUGGCUUUGGACUUUGGCCGGCAGAGCCUGAGACCCUUGGCAAUGCGAGCCCGAGCACGCUUCCCAAGCUUGGGAUGGGCAAUGUAGGCUAGACGACUAAGCUUGCGGUUUACGCCCCUUGGGAUCUUGGGCUUGACCU
Messenger RNA from Loxodonta africana (African savanna elephant), 3909 nucleotides. RefSeq names its product aminoacylase 1 (gene ACY1). Gene Ontology annotation, biological process: amino acid metabolic process. The transcript has 15 exons. The record is from RefSeq and is a predicted model, not a curated record. Gene Ontology annotation, cellular component: cytoplasm. NCBI's taxonomy places the organism in Eukaryota, Metazoa, Chordata, Mammalia, Proboscidea, Elephantidae. Gene Ontology annotation, molecular function: aminoacylase activity. The coding region runs from base 240 to 1466 and encodes 408 amino acids.